AUGACCAUCUCGAUUCCCACAAUAGUCCCGCAGCCACCACGCACACCCACACCUCCUCCCCUCAACGAUGAGUCCUCCUACGGUCCUGGUCCCAUAGAUCACGACCACCGUCAACAUCACCACGUCCCCACGUUCGACCCGAGAUCCCUGUCGCCUCACGGUCACGACGCGAUGGACUCCGCGCGCACACAGUACUUUACACCCGCGUCGCCUGAGAAGCGAGAUACGACAGGCGCUGUAGAUCCGCAGCCGUUCAAUUUCCAGCCUGCGACGCUGGCGAAGGAGGGAGUCAGCGUAGGUGUGAAAUCGAACAUCGGCCAACGCCGCGGCCACAAAUACAAGCACUCCUCCGUCUCCCACGCCAUCUUCCUCGAACCACCACCGCGCGCCCCGCUCUCCCUCCCAAACUCCCUCCCAAUCCCAACCUUCACCGAACUCCGCGCCAGCCUAACCUCCGACCAAAAGCUCCGCUUCUACUGGUCCCUCUGCCACAUGUUCGUCGCCGGCUACACGGCCUGGAACACGCACGGCAGCGCCGGCAUGCAAGCUUUGUCCCAUCUGAUCUUCUAUGAUUCUUUGGGUGCGCUGCUGGUAGUCGGCGUAGAAGUCUACGCAAACUUCGAAGUCUGGUCCCGCAGCUCGAUCCGCCAUCCCUUCGGCUUGCAACGGAUGGAAGUCAUCGCCGGCUUCGCCCUUUCCGUGUUGUUGAUAUUCUUCGGAUUCGACUUGAUCAGCCAUAACGCGAAGCACGCCCUCGAAGGGGUUGGAAGCCAUAAACCACACCAUCCGCACAAACACGAGAAGAUUGCGAGCGGGACGGUGGAUUUCACGGCUGCGAUCGUGUUGGCCAGCACGCUGGUGAGUGCGGUUGGACUGAAAAACCAUGCGAGAAUUGGGAAGGCGAUGCGGUUUGCCGCGAUGGAUGAGCUAGAGUGGCUGGCGCCGACGCUACGGAACCCGAGCCAUUUCCUUACGAUAAGCUGUAGUGCGAUCUUGUUGUUGCUGCCGCUGUUGGAGCUGCAUGUGUAUGAGUGGAUCGACAAGUUGCUUAGCCUGACUAUUGCGGUCGCGAUGCUGGUGCUGGGCGUCCACUUGGGGAAGAAUGUUGGGUCGAUGUUGCUCAUGUCCUACCCGGGGACGGGGGUUGCGGAGGUGAUCAAGAGCAUUGAGGCUGACCCUGCGGUGAGGGGGGUCGAGCAGGCGAAAUUCUGGCAGGCGCAUUAUGGUGUUGGGAUGGCGAAUCUGCGGCUGCGGGUGACUGGGACGGAGGAGAGUUUGUUAAAGUUGAGGGAGCGGAUUGCUAGUUUGGUGCGGAAUCGGCUGUCUGGCGGAUAUGGGCGUGGUGGGCAGCGGUGGGAGGUGAGCGUGCAGUUCAAAGUUGAGGCUGCGUCGCAGGGUGUGAGUUAUGGGCAUUAUCUGCCAGUUCAUACCUCGUAG
Cyphellophora attinorum is the source of this 1437-nucleotide messenger RNA. Its product is annotated as putative zinc transporter zrg17. Gene Ontology annotation, molecular function: zinc ion transmembrane transporter activity. Bases 1 to 1437 code for a protein of 478 amino acids. Gene Ontology annotation, cellular component: Golgi apparatus; membrane. The record is from RefSeq and is a predicted model, not a curated record. The transcript has 2 exons. Gene Ontology annotation, biological process: intracellular zinc ion homeostasis; zinc ion transport; transmembrane transport. NCBI's taxonomy places the organism in Eukaryota, Fungi, Ascomycota, Eurotiomycetes, Chaetothyriales, Cyphellophoraceae.